Molecule: messenger RNA, 1662 nt
Organism: Ilyonectria robusta
Lineage: Eukaryota; Fungi; Ascomycota; Sordariomycetes; Hypocreales; Nectriaceae
Product: Tricarboxylate/iron carrier
Exons: 3
Coding region: 140-1201 (353 amino acids)
Biological process (GO): monoatomic ion transport; mitochondrial transmembrane transport
Cellular component (GO): mitochondrial inner membrane
Molecular function (GO): monoatomic ion transmembrane transporter activity
Source: RefSeq, a predicted model, not a curated record
ACGGCUCGGUCUAGUCACAACCACCCGUCGACCGCACAAAAGCCCUGCAGCGUGCCCCCUCUUGGCCGGAGGCCCUUCCCGACUGUUCCCUCGCCGUUGUCCAUCCCCGCGACUCCAAUUGGGCUACCGGUGCCUCAUCAUGUCGUCCUCGCUGCCCGGCUCGCGCGAGCUCCCUGCCUCGCAGUAUGACCUCAACACCUACAUGGGACGGGUGCGCCAUGCGAUGGGCCUCACCGACCCGACGACCCUCCUUGCUGGCUCGUCAGGCCUCGAGGCAGCCAAGCGGCUGGUCACGGAAUUCAAGACCGGCAAGCUCGAGCGCAUGACUCCCGAGCUCUGGCAUGCCAAGAAGGUCGUGGAUUCCACGCUGCACCCGGAUACUGGCGAACCGGUCUUCUUGCCUUUCCGAAUGUCCUGCUAUGUCCUGACCAACCUGAUUGUCACGGCCGGCAUGCUCCAGCCCGGCCUCCAGACCGUGGGCAUCGUCGGCUGGCAGGUGGCCAACCAGUCCCUCAACGUCGCCAUAAACAGCGCCAACGCCAACAAGUCGUCCCCGAUGACGACCGCCGCCAUGAUCAAGUCCUACUGCUUCGCCGUCGGCGCAUCCUGCUCGGUGGCCCUUGGCCUCAACUCGAUCGUCCCCCGUCUGAAAGUCGCACCGGCUACCCGUGCCAUCCUCGGCCGACUGAUUCCCUUUGCCGCCGUCGCCUCGGCGGGUGGCCUCAACACAUAUCUGAUGCGCCGGGACGAAAUCACCAAGGGCAUCGACGUCCGACCCGUGCUCACCGAGGAGGACAAGGCGAAGCUCCUGGCCGAGGGCAAGUCGGAGCGCGAUGUGCCGUCGUUGGGCCAUAGUCACACUGCCGCCAAGAUUGCCGUAUAUGAGACUGCCGCCAGCCGUGUGCUGACUGGUAGCCCCAUCAUGGUCAUCCCGCCCAUGGUGCUGUACCACAUCGAACAGAAGCAGGCCUGGUACCGAAACCUGAUGCAGAAGGAGUGGGUGCGCGCGCGGCCCACGCUGGUCAAGGCGAUCCCCCUGUCUAUCAACCUGGGUUUGAUUGCCGUGACGUCCUUUGCCGUCCUGCCCUUUGCUUUGGCCAUCUUCCCUCAGCAGCAGGCGAUCAGCGCCAAACGACUCGAGCCCGAGUUCCACGGAAAGGGUGGCAAGGACGGCAAGGUUGUCUUCAACCGCGGCCUGUAAGGCGUAAGGCACGGGACGUUGGUCUCAGGUAUCCUCACCGCCUACGCCAACUGACGUCUAGGAGGGGAUGGAUGGACUGAUCUACCAUGUGUGGACUGUUUCACAGCAAAUGUUGAUUCAGAGAGCAACAUGGCGGCCUGGAAUGGAACGUUUACUCAUCUUGCCUGGGAGAAGCAGUAUUUGACGAAGAUACCAAUGGGGAUCUAGGAGAUGCAAAGGGAGCCCCGAUUGCUAUUUCAUUUCGAAAGCGGGUUUGACGGAUUCACGAAGGCGUUCAAGGAUCAGACACCGAUCUUUAUAUGCGUUCUAGAUAAUCUUCAAGUGAGUGCUAGAGGGACAGGCAGACAAUCAUAGCAUGGGGGAUCUGGGAUAGAGAGAGGGAUGGCAUUUCGUUCCUAGAAUUGGAUAGAAGUAGAACAUCAUUCAGCAUCUCACUUGUCGUUCCGAUUGUAGACCUUCCG